Molecule: messenger RNA, 5539 nt
Organism: Cryptococcus amylolentus CBS 6039
Lineage: Eukaryota; Fungi; Basidiomycota; Tremellomycetes; Tremellales; Cryptococcaceae
Exons: 8
Coding region: 181-5028 (1615 amino acids)
Biological process (GO): detection of visible light; regulation of DNA-templated transcription; phosphorelay signal transduction system
Molecular function (GO): protein binding; phosphorelay sensor kinase activity
Source: RefSeq, a predicted model, not a curated record
CUUGGCUAGGCCCAUUUGCUAAUGGAAUGCCAGACGCAUAUUACAGCCUGCGAGGUUUGCCGUUAAGGAAGAUUAGAUUCGGGGGCUUUGAGGUGACCGCCGGCCGGUCUGUGGCUCAUAUCGGCAGCGUUCAUCUCUUGACAUCCUCUGCGUCUCUUCAUAGGCAUCUCCCCAUCACACAUGCCACCGCCCAGUGUAAACCACCAAAAUCAACAGCCCCCACAACUAUCCCAUGGCUCCGGAGCCCAGUCCCCUUACUCCCCCACUUCGACUCGAUCAUCUGCCCCAGAUCAUGCCCCGCCCGGCUCCUCCACAGACCCGUCUCUGAGUCCGACCCUACGCUCUUCAGAGUUUGUUUUUCCCAGUCGCCCCGUCUAUCAAGGGAGGAUGUCUGACUUUCAAGGAUCCUCCAAUUCUGAAAACUCGCGCAAAACAUCUGAUGUCCAAGAGAGCGAUAUCGGGCUCGAUACCAUCACCCAGAUGCUUCAAAAAGACAAAGAAGCCGAUGAGCUCAAACCCCGACCUCGCCCCGGCGCCGCGACCUACCAUGGCAAACACGAUAGAGAUCAGCGUAUGUCUACUUCUAGUGCCGAGAACGCACCGGCGCCACAUCCGCAACAUGGGGCUUCAACGAUGGUGGGGAAAUUGAGCACGCCAUACUCGACGGACGAGGGCGAUGAGCGGCAACCCAGUCUGGGGUUCGACCAGGCAUUCCAAGGGCUGGAUCUUAGCGAUAAGGAAGGGCAGCGUGGGGAGGCGCAGGGGGAGGAAUCCUCAACGCCUCGCGACUCUUCAAAUCCUACCCCGACCCAUCCUUCCAUCGCCACACCCCAGCCGUACCCCGCCCAGUCUCCCAAUCCCCAGCUUGAUCACAAGCACAGCCGGCAUCCUACCGCCGAAAAUAGAAAAUGCCAUUCGUCUCCCUCGUCGUCCGACGACUCACCCGUCACUAUCGAUGCCGACGAGUCUGGUGAACCGUCUCUGGUCAGUGAUUUGAGCGGCAUCGUUCGGUUAGGCAACCUUGGCUGGGACGAUGCUGGGCCAAAUCCCCGGGCAAAGCAUGCAGCUCGCCAGGGUUCUGUCGAGGACUUUGUCAACGACCAGGCGCAGACGACAAACAUGCAAGACCCAAAUGCAUCGGGGCUUGCUGAUGAAGAAGGCGUGAAGAGGGGUGAAGCGGCAGGGCAGGAGAAGGAUACACAGGUUCAUGACCAGUUUGAAGAACCUCAAGACGAACCUGCUCUUACUGCUCGUUUUGAGCAUGUCAUGACUGAAGACGGGCAUCAUGUCAUUAAUGGCAGGGAAGGCGUCUUGAAGAAGUGUGAGGACGAGCCGAUCACGACGCCGGGGGCGGUACAAGGUUUCGGCGUGCUGAUGGUCUUGGAGGAGGAUGAGGAGAGUGGCAAGCUGGCGAUACGGCAGGUCUCAGAGAACUCGUCAAAGAUAUUGGGACUUUCGCCAAAAUACCUGUUCCAACUCGACUGCUUCACCCGCCUCCUCACCAACGAGCAGCACAAUGUCCUGCGCGAUAUGCUCGAAUACCUCCCCGACCCUUCCCACUACCUUUCCGAAGAAGCCAAGAAGGAUGCCACCAAAAGGCUCGUCGACCAAGGCCCCUUGGUCUUCCUGCUCUCUGGUUUCGGCGAGCCUGGCAGCAGUCACGCGGGGCAAAAAGGGGCCGCUUCGAGCUCGAGUGCGCAUGAAGGAAGACGGCAGUGGACUAGCUGGGUGGCAGCACACAGGCCCCAGGACAACACGCUGUUAAAGGUGGAUGAGCAACAGAAGCCGGUGCCACCGUCCAAUAUCAUCAUACUCGAGUUUGAGCUGGAGGAAGACUCGUAUAAUCCACCUUUCCCGACGCCGGAAGACACUCCCUUAGUACCACGCGCCCGGUCUCAUACCACCGACUCCGAGUCCGCUAGAGGUACCGGCGCGACCGCCGACUCCAAUUUCUCGGCAACCAGCGAGUCGGGUGAACAGGACGGGGACAUCCCAGAAGAGAAGGUCCAGGAGAGCACGACCAAUCGCGCUGUACCUCUGCAGGCUUUGAUGCGCAUGCGGGGGCAGUUGCCGGAUAAGAGUGGCUCGUCACGACCCCGGACGAGACCGAUACGUUCACGCCCUCCAGGGGGAUCUGGGACGAUGGAUACCUUUGCUGUCAUGAGUGAGAUCAAUGAGCAGCUUGGGGCAGCGCCCGACCUCGAAACCUUCCUCGACGUCACAGUGGGACUAGUGCAGGAUGUCUCGAGGUUUCAUCGGGUGAUGAUCUAUCAGUUCGAUGAGGCGAUGCACGGGGUGGUGGUGUCUGAACUCGCGGAUAGGAGCAAGAUGAAGGAUCUCUAUAGAGGCUUGAGGUUCCCGGCGGCAGACAUACCUCCGCAAGCGAGAGAGUUGUACAAGAUCAACAAGGUGCGGAUGCUGUAUGACAGACAUCUCCCCACGGCGAGGAUGGUGUUGAAAUAUCGAGAGGACCUUGAUUAUCCGCUGGAUAUGACGCAUUCUUACCUGCGUGCCAUGAGCCCCAUACAUUUACAAUACCUUGCCAACAUGGGUGCGUGCUCGUCCAUGUCCAUCUCCAUCAUGGCCUUUGGUCAGCUCUGGGGCCUUAUCGCUUGUCACUCGGCCGGGAAAUCGGGGAUGCGCGUGUCGUUUCCUUUCAGGCAGAUGCUUCGGCUAUUGUCAGAAUCGAUAUCGAAAAACAUCGAGAGGCUGAGUUAUGCGCAGAGAUUGAAGACGAGAAAGAUUAUUUCUACGGUCCCCUCGACGAAUCAUCCCACUGGCUAUAUUGUCAGCAAUGCGGACGAUCUUUUACAAAUCUUCCAGGCUGAUGCCGGGCUAUUGGUGAUUGGUGACGGCUGCAAGCUGCUGGGAAGGCAAAAACAGGGACCAUCUAUGAUGGCCAUCGCCGAGUACCUCCGUGCCAAGCAGCUCAUCGCUGUCAAAGCCUCCUCCUCACUUGUCAAAGAUUUUCCCGAUCUCACUCUCCCCAAGACACCCGACACCGCCGCCGGUCUUCUCUACAUUCCCCUUUCCUCUCAGGCCGGUCAAGACUUUAUCGUCUUUCUUCGUAGGAGCCAAGUCCGGGAAGUCCAAUGGGCUGGAAAGCCCUCCAAGGACGAGGCCAGCGAAGGGGCGAAUUUGCAGCCGAGGUUGAGCUUUGAUCUGUGGGUUGAGCAGGUGAUGGGCACCACUCGGGUCUGGUCGGAUGACCAGCUAGAGUCCGCGGGGGUACUUGCUCUCAUCUAUGGCAAGUUUAUCCAAGUCUGGAGGGAAAAGCAGACGGCUAUGGCUUCCAGCCAGCUUACCGCCAUUCUCCUCACCAACACGAGUCAUGCCAUACGCACGCCUCUCAGUCAGAUCAUCAACACUCUCGAGCUCGCUCUUUCUGGUACAAUCGACAAGAAGACGCGUAAUAUGCUUCAAAGCAGUCAUGACGCGUCUAGGUCUUUGCUCUUCCACGUCCACGACUUGCUUGACUUGACGCGAAUUGAAACGGGGAACGAAACGACUUUCAGAGAUCCUUUUGACCUUCGCCAGAGCAUCACGGAGGCUGUCCGCCUUUACGAGACCGAGAUAUCCAGGAGGGGUGUCGAGUUCCGAGUCAAGACUGGUGAGAAUCUGCCCAAGUUUGUCAUUGGCGAUUCGAAGAAAGUGCGCACCGUCAUCUCCAACCUGGUCGCAAACUCGGUCAAGUUUACAUCCAAAGGCUUUAUCGAGGUCUACUGCGGUGUACGGUCGCAAACUGCCACCUCUAACGACAAUGAACCUUCAGACCGAACGGUGAAUAUCGAGAUCGUCAUCAGCGACUCUGGAUGUGGCAUUGCCAACGACAAGCUCCAGGCAAUGUUCCUCACUCUUGAGGGCUCCGAAGAGAGCUCGCAGGACUCGGGCGUGGGUCUAGGAUUAGCUGUAGUUGCUCGUAUCGUCGAACAGCUACAAGGUCAGCUGCGCGCAGAGUCAGAGGAGGGCAUUGGUACGAGGAUAUUAUUCUCCCUUCCCAUGAAGGUUCAUGACCCGACCCGUCCCAAAGCAGCUCGGUCACGGGACUCUAGAAGUACUUCAAAGAAAACCUCUAGUCGAAAGCGUCGAUCCAGCACCAAGUCCAAGGCGGCUCUUCGGUUUGAUCGGUCACACGUGCCCGAUAUCGAUUCAUUUGUGCAAGAUUUGCAGAGCAAUCAUCUUUCUGCUGCCCCCGAGGACGAUGAGAGGCUCGAAGCUGCUGGGGUCAGGAUGAGCCAGCCUGGGUCAUUCCCCGUAGCCGACUCGAGUUUCCCCGUCAUGCCAGCAAAGCUCUCCACCGAAGCAGAAGCUCUCGCAAGAUCACCAUCACCUGAGCGGGAUAACGUUCGCCAAGGGUCCUUAAGAUUUCGCCGAGAGUCCUCUGACCAGUCAUCUCAGUCCUCCUCUCAGUCUCAUUCUCAGACCUCUACCGUGCCCUCUCCCGCUUCCUCUCCCAACAAUGUCGUAACUCCUUCCGAGAGCAUACCUUCAGCCUCUCCGAAGCAAAGCAAACAGGGCCUAGAGGACAAGUCCCAGCUUCGUGUCAUGGUUGUUGAGGACGAUGUUAUCAACUCUCAGAUAUUGCAAAAGAGGUUGAAGAUGGACAAGCAUCUUGUAGUUGCGGUCACAAAUGGGCAGGAAUGUGUGGAUUUCUUGAGAAAUGACAGGAAUAUAGAUGCGAUUUUGAUGGACAUUCAAAUGCCAAUCAUGGACGGGCGUUCUGCUGCCCGGGAGAUUCGCAAACUCGAAAGCGAAAGCAAGCCACCAUCCGAUAUCACGCCCUUACUCGUCGACGGCCGAAUACCUAUAUUCGCAGUCUCAGCGAGCUUGUACGAGAGUGAUAGGACGAACCUGUCAGAGAACUUUGAUGGGUGGUUGUUGAAGCCUCUAGACUUUUCGCGUAUGCGCGCAAUCCUGGCUGGCCUGCAAGAUCCGUCAAAGAGGUCGGAAGAAGUGUACAAGCAAGGGAAUUGGGAGGCGGGUGGAUAUUUCCGAGGUACGUCAAAGGGCCGUCUUCGUCCAGGAUAGCUGCUCAUACGGCGUACAGGACCCGAGUCGGUUCCUUCAAGCCCAUCCUCCUCCCCUCCGUCGUCGGACGUAUAGAUUAGAUUGACUUGGUGUUUAGGGGUGCUGCAGUGCUUGAGGGCGAUGAUCAGGGAUAUCAUGUUGUAUCAGCCUUCGUUUGUGAUUAUAGAACCUGGUGUUCUGCCGUAUUACGUUCUCGUUUAUCUUUGCCCUUUGAGGCUUAUCUCUUUCAAACAUCUUGAUCUUUGUUACGCCUUGUGUCAGAUCUGUACCGAUUAUCAGUAGUUAAUCAUAUAGCGCAUACAUACAUAGAGUCGCAGGCAUGUCCAGGGUGUGAUGAUAUCCUCCUUGAGCUUCUUGUCUGUCGCGUAAAAGACAUGCCUCUGUCGAUACCUAUCCACCUCUUUUCACCUGCAUCACCUGAUCACAUGGUGUCUUCUCUACCCCGUCCGGAGCCCCAUAUUGCCCGGAGAACUACUCGCUGGAAUCGGUGGAAAAGCAAGAGCAGUUGGGA